AUAAAAGUAUCGGAGCGCAUAAAAAACGAGCUCAGUAGUGAACGGCACUUUGCAACGCCAACGGCUAACAACGGACUAACUAAAACGCGUGUUGCUCGGUCGAAAUCGAAUAAAAGCAAAGAAAAAACUCUAAUUCAAAGGACACACAAGAGUGCUUAGAGUGCAGAGCCAAGGCAAUGCAUGGCAUUUGUAUCUGCAAGAUACAUUGUGCAGUUGAAACGUGGCCAUAAAACUGCAUUAUUUGCGACUGCUAAACUGCGCUUCAACUCUGCGCUGUAAGCCGUAAGCAGUGGCCAGUAACUUGUCAUCAUCAUUGGGGGCCAACUGUGGGCCAGACAAAAUUCCUCGCACAGCGCCGUCGGCAACAUCAUGACAGCCGCUAAGUGGGGCACCGUCACAAGGCAGACGCCCCAAAAAUAGACGCGGCAACGCCAAAGGCAACGGCAACAACAACAACGGCAACAAAUCGGAAAUGCUUGCGGCAACCGUCUUGCAGAUGCCGCCACAAUCUCAAUCCCGCAACAGCGGCCUGGUGCUGGGCGUCUGUCUCGACCAGCUGAUGCAGCAGCCAGCAACAAUGACAGCAGCCAAGUCACUGCCAGACUCAGAGUUUAGCAAGGAGAAGCAGUUGACAACAUCGCGUUCCAUGCGCUGUUGGCCACCGCCCUGCUUCAUUCUGUUCGUCUCGCUGCUCGAGAUCUUUGUCUUUGUCUACGUUGGCUCUGCACCGCCGGAGGACUCGUUGCUCAUCUAUCGACCGGAUCGUCGCCUGCAACUUUGGCGUUUUAUCUCCUAUGCCCUGCUCCAUGCCAGUUGGCUGCAUCUUGGCUUUAAUGUGUUCACCCAGUUGCUUUAUGGCCUGCCACUAGAGUUGCUACAUGGCUCGGGACGCACUGCGGUCGUCUAUUUGGCUGGUGUGCUCGCUGGUUCGUUGGGCACCAGUGUUGUCGACUCCACAGUGUAUCUGGUUGGGGCCAGUGGCGGUGUCUAUGCUCUGCUGGCUGCCCAAUUGGCCAAUGUCUUGCUCAACUUUGGCCACAUGCGACACGGACUCGCCCAGCUGCUUGCUGUCAUUAUUUUCGUCUCUUGCGAUCUGGGCUAUACGUUGUACUGCCGCCAAAUGGCCUUGUUGGAGUAUCAACCUGGCGCUGGACCCGCGAUCUCAGUCUCGUACAUUGCGCACAUGACGGGCGCCUUGGCAGGACUCAGCAUGGGACUGUUUCUGCUCCGACAACUGGAUGGCAGCCUGCGUCCUCGAUUGCUGCGCUGGCUCGCUUUGGGUGUGUGGGCCACGUUUAGUGGAUUUGCCUUUGCUUUUAAUUUGGUCAACACGGUGACUGCUCAGCUGUUGGCCGAGGAGGAGGGCGAGGUGAUCAAGCAGCAUUUGUUGCACGAUUUGGGCAUGGAGCGUUGAGAGACCGCAACAAAACAAAACAAAGACUGAUGAACCCAGUCAGGCCCUGAAACUAUACUCGAUCAUAUCUGAAUAAUAGACUAGUCAUUAGCUCGUAAUGCAUUCCAGGACAAUGUGCUCAAAAAAGUAUAACUCUAAGAACCUGUAAAACAGAUUGAAGAGUUCUCUCUUCUCUCUCGUGUCGUUCAGGUGCGCUCAAAUGGAAAUCAUAUGCUAACAAUUAUCUUAUGUAAAUGCCAAAAAACAAAAACUAAGAAUGGAGAAAUACUUAAAUUUGCUAACUGAGCGAGGCUCAAAUACAGAGACUUUGAUAACCCAUGCAAACUAUGCCGCUUAAGAAUAGAGUUCCUCUAUUCAUCCUACUUAGUGCUAUGAUAUUCUAUACAAUAUAUGUUUAUGAAAUCAUCCAUGUAUUUAUGAAAUUAUUAAAUGCCAGUCUUAGCUAGUUAGGCUACCAAUAACUCAAGUCCCAUCCCAAAUGCGGAAACCGUCAAUGCAAUAAAAUAUCU
This is a messenger RNA of Drosophila nasuta, 1923 nucleotides long. It is a transcript of the gene ru, whose product is annotated as roughoid. NCBI's taxonomy places the organism in Eukaryota, Metazoa, Arthropoda, Insecta, Diptera, Drosophilidae. Gene Ontology annotation, molecular function: serine-type endopeptidase activity. The coding region runs from base 473 to 1414 and encodes 313 amino acids. The record is from RefSeq and is a predicted model, not a curated record. Gene Ontology annotation, cellular component: membrane. The transcript is spliced from 4 exons.